Messenger RNA from Epinephelus lanceolatus (giant grouper), 4360 nucleotides. The record is from RefSeq and is a predicted model, not a curated record. Lineage: Eukaryota; Metazoa; Chordata; Actinopteri; Perciformes; Serranidae.
CAGGAGGGCUUGGAGAUUCCCAGUGAUCAGUCUGUCCAGCAGCAUCAAACAAAACUGCACUCCAUAUUUAUGCUGCUGGAGGAGGACAUCAUCACUUUUUCAAAGACUGAGCUGAAGAGGAUCCGAAGGGUUCUGAGUCCAGAUUACCCAUUAGACCUGUGUGAGGAUGAGGAGGUGUUAGACAGUAAAGAUGAAGAGCAGAGGAGAAGCAGCAGAGAGGCAUUUCUGAUGAUCACACAGCACUUCCUGAAGAGAAUGAUGCAAGAGGAGCUGGCAGACUGUCUGCAGAGCAGAACUCAUAGUGCAGUGUGCCAACGUAAUCUUAAAUCUAACCUGAAGGAGAAGUUUCAGUGUGUGUUUGAGGGAAUUGCUAAAGCAGGAAACCCAACCCUUCUGAAUCAGAUCUACACAGAGCUCUACAUCAUAGAGGGAGGGAGUGGAGAGGUCAACAAUGAACAUGAGAUCAGACAGAUUGAAACAGCACUGAAGAAAAAAGACAGACCAGAAACAACAAUCAGAUGUGAAAACAUCUUUAAAAUCUCACCUGGAAGAGAUGAACCAAUCAGAACAGUGAUGACAAAGGGAGUGGCUGGCAUUGGGAAAACAGUCUUAACACAGAAAUUCACUCUAGACUGGGCUGAAGACAAAGCCAACCAGGACAUAAAGUUCAUGUUUCCAUUCACCUUCAGAGAACUGAAUGUGCUGAAAGAGAAAAGGUACAGCUUGGUGCAACUUGUUCAUGACUUCUUUACCGAAACCAACGAAGCAGGAAUCUGCAGCUUUGAAGAGUUCCAGGUUGUGUUCAUCUUUGACGGUCUGGACGAGUGUCGACUUCCUCUGGACUUCCACAACAAUGAGAUCUUGACUGACGUUACAGAGUCCACCUCAGUGGAUGUGCUGCUGACGAACCUUAUUAGAGGGAAACUGCUUCCCUCUGCUCGCCUCUGGAUAACUACACGACCUGCAGCGGCCAAUCAGAUUCCUCCUGACUGUAUUGACAUGGUGACAGAGGUCAGAGGCUUCACUGACCAACAGAAGGAGGAGUAUUUCAGGAAGAGAUUCAGAGAUAGGGAUCAGGCCAGCAGAAUCAUCUCUAGCAUCAAGACAUCACGGAGCCUCCACAUCAUGUGCCACAUCCCAGUCUUCUGUUGGAUCGCUGCGACAGUUCUGGAGGAUGUUUUUAAAAUCAGAGAGAGAGCAAAGCUGCCCAAGACUCUGACCGAGAUGUACAUCCACUUCCUGGUGGUUCAGACCAAACUGAAGAACAUCAAGUAUGAUGGAGGAGCUGAGACAGAUCCACACUGGGAUCCAGAGAGCAGGAAGAUGAUUGCGUCUCUGGGAAAACUGGCCUUUGAGCAGCUGCAGAAAGGCAAACUGAUCUUCUAUGAAUCAGACCUGACAGAGUGUGGCAUCGAUAUCAAAGCAGCCUCGGUGUACUCAGGAGUGUUCACACAGAUCUUUAAAAAGGAGACAGGGCUGUACCAGGAUAAGGUGUUCUGCUUUGUCCAUCUGAGCGUUCAGGAGUUCCUUGCUGCUCUUCAUGCCCAUCUGACGUUCAUUAACUCUGGUGUCAAUCUGCUGUCACAAGAACAAUCAACAUCCUUGUGCCCUGCAGUGUUAGGAUGCAAAGCAACACGUUUCUAUCAGAGUGCUGUGGACAAGGCCUUACAGAGUCCAAAUGGACACCUGGACUUGUUCCUCCGCUUCCUCCUGGGUCUGUCACUGUCAACCAAUCAGAAACACUUACGAGGCUUGCUGAAAGUGGCCAAAAGGAGCUCACAGACCAAUGCGGUAACCACUGAGUACAUCAAGAAGAAGAUAAUGGAGAAUUUCUCUGCAGAGAAAAGUAUCAAUCUGUUCCACUGUCUGGAUGAACUCAACAACCGUUCUCUAGUGGAGGAGAUCCAACAGUCCCUGAGAUCAGGAAGUCUCUCAACAGAUAAGUUGUCUCCUUCUCAGUGGUCAGCUCUGGUCUUCAUCUUACUGUCAGAAAAAUAUCUGGAUGUGUUCGACCUGAAGAAAUACUCUGCUUCAGAGGAGGCUCUUCUGAGGCUGCUGCCAGUGAUCAAAGCCUCCAACAAAGCCCUGUUGAGCAGCUGUAAACUGUCAGAGAAAAGCUGUGAAGCUCUGGCCUCACUUCUCAGCUCCCAGUCCUCUAGUCUGAGAGUGCUGGACCUGAGUGACAACAACCUGCAGGAUUCAGGAGUGAAGCUGCUGUCAGCUGGACUGGAGAGUCGACAGUGCAGAUUGGAAAUUCUCAGUCUGUCAGGCUGUAUGAUCACAGAGGAAGGCUGUGUUUCUCUGGCCUCAGCUCUGAGCUCCAAUCCCUCCCACCUGAAAGAACUGGACCUGAGCUACAAUCAUCCAGGAGAUGCAGGAGUCAGGCUGCUGUCUGCUGGACUGGAUGAUCCCCAUUGGAGACUGGACACUCUCAGGGUGGACCCUGGUGGACUGCAGAGACUGAGACCUGGCAUGUAUGCCUGUGAACUGGAACUGGACACAAACACAGUAAACGGAAAACUCAAACUCUCUGACAGCAACAUGAAGGUGACAAAUCUGAAAGGGAAUCAGUCAUAUCCUGAUCAUCCAGACAGAUUUGACCACUGGCCUCAGCUGCUGUGUAGAAAUGGUCUGACUGGUCGAUGUUACUGGGAGGUUGAGUGGAGAGGAGGGGUUUCUGUAUCAGUGACUUACAGAGGAAUCAGAAGGAGAGGAAACAGUGUUGACUGUGUUUUGGGAGGGAAUGGUCAUUCCUGGAGUCUGUACUGCUCUGGUGAUGGGGACUUUGUCUGUCACAAUAACAAAAGAAUUCCCAUCUCCUCCUCUCCUUUCUCUGUCUCUUAUAGAGUAGCAGUGUAUGUUAACUAUCCUGCUGGCACUGUGUCCUUCUACAGAGUCUCCUCAGACACACUCAUCCACCUUCAUACCUUCAACAGCACAUUCACUGAACCUCUUUAUCCAGGGUUUACAGUCUGGUCACCUGGUUCAUCAGUUUCUCUGUGUUCUCUGGUCUGAGAGUCUCUCCAGUGUACAGAAACACUGCUGACUGAAGAUCAGCUCCUGAGCUUCCAUCACACACAUUAAUGUUUAAAUGGGAUCUAUUAUGCUUUUUCAUAUUUUGUGUCAUACAUCGUUACAAUGAAGGAUGUUCAUAUCAAAUGUGGUCACAGUUUAAAAUAAUGAGGCAACAUUUGUUAAAGUAAUCCCUGUGAGCCAAAACCUCAGGCUUCAGACCGUUUUAUAUACAGUACUCCGUUUCCAACUGCUUUUCUUUUACUAAGGCUAGAGUAUAACAUCAUAGGCUAUGCCUGGUUCACACUACACCACAUUUCUGUCCGUCCGGGAGAAGGAACGAUAAAAAGAAAACAAGCUAGACUUUCUGUCAGAACGUCGAGAGGUGUCUUAGUUGUGGCGUCGGUUGUCAUCUAUUAUGACACACUACAGGAGAUGAAACGAUGGAUUAUCGUGUGCAACACUCAUUGUCGUUCACAAUCCGACACUGUAUGUUCCUGCGUCUUUCUAUAAUUGAGCUGAUAUCGUGUAGUGUGAACCAGGCAUUAGUGUGAUGUCUUUAUAUUGUCAUCUUUUCCAGGCAUGUUGCUGCAGGUGUUUACAUAAUGUAGCCUACACUGUUAAAUGAAGCUAUAUGCUAACGUUACGGGAACAUGUUGUGAAUUUCUCUCCAAUUUCGGAUCAUAGUCCAGUUAGGACAUGUCUGGUUGUGUUUAGAGGCUUUUAUUGGUGAUUUUUUACUGUAAAAAGAGACGCUAUUUUCCGUCACAGUCAUAAGAAACACCAAGAAACACUGACCAAUCAGAACAAACUGUUCUUUUUUAGGAGGGGGGCUUAAAGAGACAGGAGCUAAAACAAAGUGUUUCCAACAGAGGGAGAAUAUAGGAGUUCCAGCAAAGAUAGCAUGAGAAAAAUGAAGUGUUUUAUUAGAUUAAAGCAUGUAAACAUGUUGUAGUAGAAAGCUUAAAAACAAGAAUGACCCUGAAAAUGACAGGGUCAUGAAGCCCCUGCAGUGUAGAAGACCCAGCAGGUGUGGGGCUCCUAGAGAUUUGGGGCCCUUGGAGUUAUUGUCCCCUGUAGGUAUUUGGCUCAGGCUGUAAUUCUGGGUGUCCUGCUGAUUUGUCGGCCAUGUAGGCGUGUUCUCACGGCAGUUGGUAGUCCAACUUCUAUUGUUGUAUCCUCUCACAGUAUGAUUACAGCAGGUGCGUACUAAUGCAUUACAAAUAUUAAACAUAAGUAAAAAGUAGCUUUUUUUAAGUAACAAGUACUUUUCAUGUUUAUUUUUUUAUUUUAAAAUUUACUUCUACUCUUUACUCAAGUCAGGAGAUGCCAUCAAAGUUAGUCUUUU